AUGGAGAGCACGGUAUCCAGCGGGCGUUCCACCCCAGCCAUGAUGAACGGGCAGGGCAGUGCCGUCCAGUGCCACUCCAGUACCAAGGGCCAGGCGGUUGGCUAUACCUGUUGCUGGGACCAGUGUGGCCUCUGCUUCACCUGCAGCCCUGACCUGGCUGAACACAUCAGGGGCGUGCAUGUCGACGGACAGAGAGGAGGGGUGGGUAGAACCAGGGUAAUACAGGCUGUUCUGUAGGCUACACGUAUUUUAAGCUUUGUGUGUCUCUGUGGGAUCACGCUCCCUCACUCCAUCUCUCUAUUCCUCUUUAGACCCACUUGUUAGCCCGCAAACGGUUGUCUGGAGAAGCGACUUGUUCUCAAAAAUGUUUUGCUUGUCUGAUCUUUCUCUCUCUUCCAUAUCCAACUCUUUCUCUCUCCCUUUUCUCUGUCUCCCGAUUUCUAACUCUCUUCCUCACGCCAUCUCACUCUCUCUUUCUCACAUGCACACUCUUUCUCCAGGUGUUUGUGUGUCUGUGGAAGGGCUGUAAGGUGUACAACACCCCUUCCACCAGUCAGAGCUGGCUCCAGAGACACAUGCUGACACACAGCGGAGACAAACCCUUCAAGGUAAUGUAAUAAUAUAUUCCACAAGGCAGACACAUUUAUCCGAAGUACAGUGAGCGCAUAUAUUUUUAGUAUGUGCUUGCGAUCCCUGCGGAAAUUGAACCCAAGAUCUUGGCAUUGUUACCAGAUGGUGGUUUACUGAAUGGUGACCUGCUUGUCACUGACCCUUGCUGUCUCUCUCUCUCUCUCUCUCUCUCUCUUCCUCUCUUUCGAUCCCCCUCUUCCCCUCUCCAUCCCACUGUAGUGUGUGGUCGGGGGCUGCAAUGCCAGCUUUGCGUCCCAGGGGGGGCUAGCGCGCCAUGUUCCCACCCACUUCAGCCAGCAGAGCUCCUCUAAGCUGUCCAGUCAGGGCAGACUGAAGGAGGAGUCUCCCUCUAAGGCGGGGCUUAAUAAGAGAAAGAAACGAUUCCUGAUGAACAAACGCAGGCGCUCCCUACGUACGUACCCACUAGUGUGUGUGUGUGUGUGUGUGGGUGCUUACAUACACUACUAGCCUGGUUAUACCAGACUGACCCAUGCGCUUACUAUUGUUACAUUGACAUUUUACAUUUUCACCGCAGAGUUCAGUCUGGUUUAACCAAGGUAAUACACUACCCACCCUGCUUAGAAACUACAGGAAGUAGAUAACAAAAACUAUGUUCUCGAAAAUGUUUUACAACAAUAUGCCUUCAUGUACAUUUUCUACUGUAGCUCAGUUGGUAGAGCAUGGCGCUUGCAACACCAGGGUUGUGGGUUCGUUUCCCACGGGGGGCCAGUAUGCACUCACUAACUGUAAGUCGCUCUGGAUAAGAGCGUCUGCUAAAUGACAAAAAAAUUAAAAAAUGUAUAAACUAGUUAUAGCCUACUUUAUAUUUUAUCUAUUUUAUUGAAGUAGAAUACAUGGUAAACCUUAUUAAGGAAUAGUAGUGGACUGUGUAUUUAUCUUAGUGUGUGUGUGCAAGUGGUUGCUGUGUGUGUGUCACUCUAAAAUAGAUGUUUUAGCCUCAUAACCCUUUUAGUCCUCUGGGAAGAGAGGUUAGAAUUGGACGACACACACACACACACACAAACACACACACUCACAUACAGUGCCUUCAGAAAAUAUUCAUACCCCUUGACAUGACAUUUUGUUGUUACAGCCUGAAUUCAAAAUGGAUUAAAUCAAAUCAAAUCAAAUUUUAUUUGUCACUUGCGCCGAAUACAACAGGUGUAGUAGGCCUUACAGUGAAAUGCUUACUUACAAGCCCUUAAACAACAAUGCAGUUUUAAGAAAAAUAAGAGUUAAGAAAAUAUUUACUAAAGAAACUCAAGUAAAAAUGUUUUACAUUAACUAGAAAAUAACAAGAACGAGGCUAUAUACAGGGGGUACAGGUUAGUCGAGGACAUUUAUGUUUCUCUCACCCAUCUACACACAAUACCCCAUAAUGACAAAGUGAAAACAUGUUUUUUGAAUUUUUUGCAAAUGUAUUGAAAAUGAAAUACAGAAAUAUCUUAUUUACAUACAGUACCAGUCAAAAGUUUGGACACCUGCUCAUUCCAGUGUUUUUCUUUAUUUUUUACUAUUUUCUACAUUGUAGAAUAAUAGUGAAGACAUCGAAACUAUGAAAUAGCACAUAUGGAAUCAUGUAGUAACCAAAAAAGUGUUAAACAAAUCAAAAUAUAUUUUAUAUUUGAAAUUCUUCAAAGUAGCCACCGUUUGCCUUGAUGACAGCUUUGCACACUCUUGGCAUUCCGUCAAUCCGGAAAAAAAUGGAACUACCCAGACUCUGCGUAGGGCUGGCCGUCCAACCAAACUGAGCAACCAGGGCAAGAAGGACCUUGGUCAGGGAGGUGACCAAGAACCCAAUGUCCAAAUGACCACUCUGACAGAACAACAGAGUUCCUUGGCUAAGAUGGGAGAACAUGCCAGAAUGAAAACAGUCUCUACAGCACUUCACCAAUCUGGGCUUUAGGGGAGGGUGGCCAGAGAGAAGCCACUCCUGAGAAAAAUGCACAUGACAGCACGCCUGGAGUUUGCAAAUAGGCACGUGAAAGACUCUGAGAUCAUAAGGCAAAAGAUUCUGUGAUGACAAAAAUGUAAGUAUUUGGCCUGAAUGCAAAGCGCUAUGUCUGGAGAAAACCAGGCACAGCUCAUCACCUGUUUAACACCAUCCCUACCGUGAAGCAUGGUGGUGGCAGCAUCAUGCUAUGGGGAUGAUUUUCAGCAGCAUGGACUGGGAGACUGGUAAGGAUAGAGGGAACAAUGAAUGGAGCCAAAUACAGGAAAAUCCUUGAUGAGAACCUGCUUCACAGUGCAAACAACCUUAGACUGGGGCGAAGAUUUACGUUCCAACAGGACAAUGACCCCAAGCAUAGAGCUAAAGUCACGCUGGAAUGGCUUCAGAACAAGAAUGUGAAAGUUCUUGAGUGGCCCAGCCAAAGCCCAGACUUGAAUCCCAUUGUAAAUAUGUGAAAAGACUUGAAGAUUGCUGUUCACCAUCGCUCCCCAUCAAACUUAUCAGAGCUUGAAAAAAUCUGCAAGGAAAAAUGGGAAAACAUCCCCAAAUACAGAUAUACAAAGCUGAUAAAGACAUAUCCAAGACGACUCAAAGCUGUAAUCGCCGCCAAAGGUGCUUUUACAAAAUAUUGAUUCAGGGGUGUGAAUACUUAUGUAAAUGAAAUAUUUCUAUAUUUCAUUUUAAAUAAAUGUGCUAAUAUUUCUAAAAACAUGUUUUCAUUAUGGUGUAUUGUGUGUAGAUGGGUGAGAAAGAAAAACAAAUGUAUCCAUUUUGAAUUCAGGCUGUAACACAACAAAAUAUACACACACACACACACACACACACAUUUCCUAGGUACUGAGGGGUUGGAAUGGUUUGUUACUUCAGGUACCUCCUUCAGCUUGAGUGGGCCAUCCUCGGGCAAACAGGCUUUUUGAGCUCGGCUAGACUUCAAAGAACGAUUGUUAAAGGGCCGAACAAAAUAUUACUUCUCACUUGGAACAGCACUUGUGAGGAAUUGUUGAUGGUGUCUGGCUCUUUGUCAGGAGAUAAAGAAAUGUGAGAGGACAGACAGCACUUUUCUAAAUAUCUUUUGACAUGAAAAUGCCCUUGAUUAAUUUUCAGCAGCCAGCCAACACAUUCUCUCUCUCAUCCUUGCACUCUUGAAUAAUAUGUUCAGCUCAUAGUAGUAAUGCAGUAAUAAAGCAGCAAGGAACCAUUUAACAAGUUGUCUCAUUUCACACUGUUUCAUAGUAAUCAUCUUCAUCAGGAGACGGUAAUGCUGGUGCUGGUCUGGUCUCACUGCUGUCUCACUUGUCUGCAUGGUGUUUCUCAUGGCUGUCUCCUCACCUCUCAUCCCAGACUCUCUCUGCUCUCAUCCCAGUGUCUCCUCUCCCACCAGCGAGGCCCCAUGACUUCUUUGAUGCCCAGACCAUGGACGCCAUCAGACACCGGGCCAUCUGCCUUAACCUGGCCACACACAUGGAGAGCACAGGCAACGGACACAGUGUGGUGUUCCACAGCACGGUUAGUCCGUACAGGACAUACAGACACAUGCACACACACACAUGGAGAGCACCGGAAACGGACACAGUGUGGUCUUCCACAGCACGGUUAGUCUAUUAACCCUUGGGGUCCUGCUACACCAGUCCUGGCCACAAGGCCUAGUACAUAACCCCAAAUCAACCCCCUAGUCCUUACCCCCUAGGCACUUGUGUAGAUCUGAGAGGAUUGGAACAGGUGUCUGCAAAAUGGCAACAAUUCCACUUGGACUAUCAAGGGCAAGAUGGAGCUACCACCAUAUUACUUACACAUAUCCAAUCCUCUGAAAUCUACACAAGUGUCUGGGCGUUAGGGCUUAAGGGUUGAUUUGGGAUUCAGAGUUAGUAGAGAUUCUCUCAUCCUGAAAGUGUUCUCACAUCCCUCUGUGCUGUUUUUGGAUCAGUCUUUCUCACUUUAGCCCUAA
This is a messenger RNA of Coregonus sp. 'balchen', 4526 nucleotides long. The record is from the annotation of a GenBank genome assembly. Lineage: Eukaryota; Metazoa; Chordata; Actinopteri; Salmoniformes; Salmonidae.